ACAGUUGACUUUUCCUCACUCACAGGGAGCAAACUUCUCUCUCUCUCGCUCUCUCUUUCCAGCACUUUCUGGUUUCUUCUCCCUGACAAUCUGCUCUGCUGACUGACAACAUCCACUCUGGCCCUGUGGAGGAAACUACUUCACUUCUCUUUUGUGUUGUUCUCCUUCACUUGCUCUCAGCUCAUCCGUGACUUGUAUACUUUCGGGAUAGCGGUUAGGUAGUUGGGCAGUCACACUUUAUUGCUGCACGCGUGUAUGUGUGUGUGUGUUUGAGUGCGCGGGAGUCAGUCAGUAUGCCAUGUCGUCCCCUGGCUCGUCGUUUGUGCAGAUAAAGCAUGAGGACUUGCUCUUCUACGAGAACUGUGGUGGAGGCAGCUUUGGGAGCGUCUACAGAGCUCUCUGGAUAUCCCAGGACAAGGAAGUGGCUGUGAAGAAGCUUCUGAAGAUCGACAAAGAGGCUGAGAUUCUCAGUGUACUGAGUCAUAAGAACAUCAUUCAGUUUUAUGGAGCCGUGCUGGAAUCUCCCAACUAUGGCAUUGUCACAGAAUAUGCUAGCGCAGGGUCUCUGUAUGAGUACCUCGCCAGUGAGCAGAGUGAAGAGAUGAACAUGAACCAGAUCAUGACAUGGGCCAUACAGAUAGCCAAGGGGAUGCAUUACCUGCAUGCAGAAGCUCCAGUCAAAGUGAUUCACAGAGACCUCAAGUCCCGAAAUGUGGUAAUGACAGCAGAUAAAGUGCUUAAGAUUUGUGACUUUGGAGCGUCUAAGUUUCUUUCCCAUACCACCCAUAUGACAGUAGUGGGCACUUUUCCCUGGAUGGCUCCAGAGGUCAUUCAGAGCCUGCCUGUCUCUGAGACCUGUGACACCUACUCCUAUGGUGUGGUGCUAUGGGAGAUGCUGACUCGGGAGGUUCCAUUCAAAGGUUUCGAAGGGCUGCAGGUCGCAUGGCUGGUGGUGGAAAAGCAAGAGAGGCUGACCAUUCCCACCAGCUGUCCAGCAAGUUUUGCAGAGCUGAUGAGAAAAUGUUGGCAAGCAGACCCAAAGGAGCGUCCACAGUUUAAGCAGGUGCUGGCAACCCUGGAGACCAUGGCUAACGAUAGCAGGCUACCGGACCAGUGUAACUCCUUCCUACACAACAAGGACCAGUGGAGGUGUGAAAUUGAGUCAACAUUAGAGCGCCUCCGGAAGCUAGAGAGGGAACUUUACUCCAAGGAGAAGGAGCUAGAGGAGAGAGAGAGGAGGCUCAGACUGUGGGAAGAGAGGCUAAUGGAGAGGUCCAACAUGACUCCUAGCCCCACCUCCCUACUCAUGGAGCGCUCAAACAUCUCACCGUUCUUCACACCGAUGUCCAUCAGCUCCUCGGGCUCGUUCUUCCGCUCACACUCUCAGGACUCCAAUAGCGCUGGGGUCAGCAGUGCUGGUGUCAGCUCUCUCCUUCGCACACUCAGCAACGGAGACACAGAGAGGGGGAGCAGUGCGGUGCUGGAGAGAGGGAUGAGCUCACUUGACAGCACGAGGCUGCACGCCAUGUUCCGAGGGUUGCAGGGGAGGUUAGGGGAGGAGGAAGAGGAAGAGGAGGGUACCCUAGAGGAGAAAAGCUGGGGACAGAGAGACAGAGAUGACAUGACAGUCUGGAGGGAGGAAGGGUGCAGGUGACACUCAGGAGCUUCCCCGGUGGUGUAGUGGAGAGGGAGGAGAGGACAUGGGAGGAAGGGGACAGGGAGAGGGGAGGAAUGCAAAGAAGCAGGGUGACUACUAUUGUCCGAGGGUACUCGGGGGGAUUUGGGGAGGCGGAAGGAGAGAGGGAUAGAGAGGGAGGGUGGGAGAUAGAAAAACUCGGCGACACGCUAGAAGAGAGAGGGAUGGAGGGUGGUCUUGAAGGAGGGAGGCUCCCAACCAUGUUCAAAGGUCUCCAUGGGAGCAUGGGGGGCUUUGGGGACAUGCUGUCUUUAGAUAUGGAUGAGAUGGGGGAGAUGGAGAGACUGGGUGACAUGGACAUGGACAUGAACAUGGGCGACCUGGGAGUGAUGAAAGUCAUUGGUCACGGCGUCAGAAGUGAGCUGGGGGUCAGGGGUCGCAGGAGUGACAUGGGAGUUGUAGUCCAGGGAGUGAGAGGAGACGUCAGCGAGGCCAUCAGCCAAAAGAUCAGGGGUGAAGUGGGUGUUGUCGGUCACUCUGGGGUGCAGGUGAGCAUGCGGGCAUCGUCUAAUCAGAACUCUGUUAAGAGCUGCAGCGUGCGGCACGGAACCAAGAUCAACAUGGCUACUGCAGCCAUGGACAUGAUGGAGCUCGACUGGUCUGACAGUGAUUAGAUGACACCUUAGCAGAAACACGCACAGAAAACACACACAGAAAUACACACCGAGGCCAAACUAGAAAGAUUUUGACUUGUAAGCACAUGCAGCAUCUGAGCUACAGUAUGUGUGAUCUCCUGUUAAAAAAGAGCUGGUAUACACACAUUUUUUGUUAAUUUGUUUUUUAAUUAAAUGGACAAAUACUACACCCAUGUGUACUGUGAAGUGGGAAGGAAGGAAAAGGCAGUUUGAGGUUGUACUGUCAUGUUGUCAGAUUGGCUUCACCUGUGUAAUUUAAUGUGCUAUUAAAACUGAUGCAUAACAUACUGUAAGAGGUACAAGUGUAACAAAAUAAGACACUUGAACGCCGCUCUAAUGAGGCAGCACUGUCUUUGUUUUCUUUUUUUCUUCUUCUCCUGCUUAUAGAGUAUCUUGUAGUUCAUAGAUAUGAUUUGUCCCAAACAUGCUUUGACUUUCAGUUCUAACUGUGAUCUAGUGUGUGAAGUAUUGGCAUUUUUCUCUGUACAUUUUAUCAUUUUUCAAUAAAAAGAAAAGAAAUCUUA
Messenger RNA from Oreochromis aureus, 2855 nucleotides. Its product is annotated as mitogen-activated protein kinase kinase kinase 20. Gene Ontology annotation, biological process: protein phosphorylation. The record is from RefSeq and is a predicted model, not a curated record. Gene Ontology annotation, cellular component: cytoplasm. The transcript is spliced from 11 exons. The coding region runs from base 299 to 1654 and encodes 451 amino acids. Lineage: Eukaryota; Metazoa; Chordata; Actinopteri; Cichliformes; Cichlidae. Gene Ontology annotation, molecular function: ATP binding; protein kinase activity.